This is a messenger RNA of Toxoplasma gondii ME49, 3673 nucleotides long. RefSeq lists its product as hypothetical. The transcript has a single exon. Lineage: Eukaryota; Apicomplexa; Conoidasida; Eucoccidiorida; Sarcocystidae. Bases 1 to 3558 code for a protein of 1185 amino acids. The record is from RefSeq and is a predicted model, not a curated record.
AUGUCCAUGGAAGGCGACCGGCCUUCUGGGGCGUCCCCUGAUCGCGUGGCUGAGCCCGGCUCUCGACAGCGACGCCUCCGCCAGCCGGCUUGUGUAGACAGCCCCUCAGCGUCUUCUGCGACUUCCUCCGUUCCUCAGCCGAAGCGCGAGAGGAGACGCCGCGAGCGCCUUCCUCAGACUCGCUCGGAGGCGCCCGACUCUGUAGAUUUGCCUCUUCCGACGAGGAGCCUCGCGCUCGUGGCUAGCCAAGACACCGCAGCUCCCCCCCUGGUGUCUCCACAGGCGGUGGCGAGCAGGCGGGCGCCGCAGCCGAGCUCUGCAGGGCCCUCGUCUGUUUCCUCUUCUCGGAAGCGAUCGCUCAGUGGGACGGAGAACAGAGGCAAGGAGGGAGACCAUGGAGAGGAGAAGACUUUGUCAAUCAGAAAGCGAAAGCCGCUUUCAGAACUCGCGCUCAAAGACUCAGAGGACCCUGCAGCAGCGCGAGUGACUCCGGCGAGGUGCCCCGCUGUCGGGGCCCUGCAGAGAAGAAGAAAAGUCGCAAGGCGAUCUGACAGAGUGGAGAUGUCGGCGCUCAGAAGAGGCCGGUGCCGGAGAGGCGGACUUGCGAGUGAACAUGGUGAAGGAGGGCGGGCAGAACAGCAGGACCGAACAGAAGAGGAAGGGCGCGAAGAUGGAGACAAGGAAGGCGACAACGUCGAGGGGCAAGAGUCGAGGAAAAGGUGUUCUGGAGACGAAGGGGGGAAUACCGCGGGAGAGAAAGCGGAUGACGGGGAAGACGGGUCGCCAGUCUCUUCGCCGUCUUCGGAUGUCCCUUCUCUUCUUUCGGUUCCUCGCGUGACAGGGAAGGAGAGCGAGGCUGUCUCGUUCUCUGCCUCGCCAUGCUCGACUGGAGGCGAGAGAAUGGGUGGGAGGGGAGGUAGAGAGGGGCGCGGAGACGGACCAUUGGAGCAACACGCCGCAAGGGAUCGCGAGCUCGCGAGAGAAGACGGCAGCAGCAGUCGCGCGAGAAAUACGAGACGCAGAAAACGGGGAGAAACCGAGGAAGAGGGUCACGACGGAGACACUGAGGGUCUGGGGCCUCCUGAGUCUCUGGAAGAACUCCAGAGUGAGCGCCGAACGCGCAGUAUGUCAAGAAGGGGAGGGAGGAAGAAGAGGUUGCAUGAGACUCCCCCAGAGAAGGGGAGAGAGAGUCAAGGCGAAGGCGACUCAAAAGCAGAAGCUAAAGAGUCGCCGCAGACGGCAAACGCCCUGCCUCUCGCCUGCAAGAGAGGCCGAAGAGGCGCUAGUGAAGGAGUCGCGGCUGAGACAGAAGGCGGCAGAGGCACGACUGAGGAACCCGUGGAACAAGAGACCGCGGAUGCCGCCUCUGCGCUGCCAGCGAGUCUUACCCUUCCCGGGAUGCGAGGCUCGUCUUCCUCCUCUUGUCAGCUCUCCUCUUUUCGUCAGACGCCUUCGCUCUUGCCUUCUUCCUGUUCUCGUCCCAACGCUUCUUCCUGCUUUUUCUCCUCAGACGAGCCAUUCUGUUCGCCUUGCGCCGGCUCGCCGGUCUCACUGUACAACUCGCCUCUGGCUGGGCACGCGCCGUCGCCGACGGGGCCUCCUUCUCUCGGAUUUCCUUCGCCUCGCGCCUUGAACGGUGAUGCUUCGCGCCGUUCGAAGGGGCGCAGCGUCCCCUCUGUCUGCUCCCAGUGCACACCGCAGACUUCCUACCGGAGAGGAGAGAGAUCGCGGGGGCCUGAGCGAGGGAGUCAAGUAGCAGGCGCCUACGACUCUCCUCGGACCCUACCAAAUGAUGGAACUGGGUCUGUUCCGGGAAGUCGCGGCGCGAGGCCCUUAGCCAGCCGCAAGGAGAGUCUCAGGAGGCACCGAUCGCCUUCAGUUUACCAAAGAAAGGCAAACACUUCGUUGAGUAGGCGAGAGAGCGAAAGCAGCGUGCUGAGUGGGAGCGCCCUGCUCUCUGCGGCAGCUGCAGCCUCCUCGCUUCACCAGCUGCCUCCGCCCGCAUCUCCGUUCAAAGGCUCGCCGCGGCCUGGAGUGGCGGAGCGGAAGCGGCGAAAACGACAGAGGCAAGACGACGCGCUCGGCGCGGUCGGACCGAAGAGCGAGGGUGGAGAGGAAGCGGAAGAGAGAGACGCGAACGUGGCCGCACCCGGCGAGGAGGCGGCCCAGGGUUCCGGAGAGGCUGACGAUUCUGACGAUUUGGGGUCUCCGUGUCUGCCCUACUCGCGCGAAGAAGAAGAAGAGAAGGCGCUUUUUCCUCACCCGCGCCGGCAAGCGAUGAAGCACGCGUGUUCGUCUGCGCGGAGCAGCUUGAGCAGACUCAGCUCGAGCAGCUGGCGCGGCGCCUUCUCGCCCUCGGCCAUCAUUGGCCCGCCGGACGUCUGGGGCGCCUCACCGUGCGCGAGUGACAGCGCGUUCUUCGACGCCGGGCGCGUCUCCGCCUCCUUCUCGCUCUUCCCAUCCUCGCCGUGCUCCGCCAGCGUGCUGUGGAGCGGCCCGAGCCCGACGCUCCUCGGCGCCGGUUCGGGCUCAUACUUUGGACCCAGCAACUCGCUCGACUCGAGCACGAGCAGCCAGGUGUCGACGUCGUCUGCCUCCUCCUCCGUGGUCUUCGCGCGCCCAGUGCUCGUUCGGCGUGGCGACCGCGAGGACGACGGAAACAGCGACGGGGAGCGGGUCCCCAGCAGGAACCUGCGCAAGCGAGGCAGGCAGAGGCACGCCUCCCCCUCGACCCGAGCGAGUUCCGGCGGUUGCGUCUUCCGCCCUCCUCGGCGAGUGGCCGGGGUUGCCUCGGCCUUCACUCCACAGGAGGCAGGCGCUGCGGCUGGGUCCGGAUCUGUCACCAGCCUCGGAGCCGCAGGCCUGACUACGCCUUGUCCGCGCCACUUCCCGCUCUUGCCGUCGCUCUCGCGGUCGGGAUUCCUUCUCACUGGCACUGCGAUGCAAGGUGCCUCAAACACGUCUGCUGCGUUGAGUUCUCAAACUGCGUCUGCUGCGGGGCCCCGAAAUCCCCUAUCCAGCGACAACAUGCUUCUCGCGGCCUCCUGGGGUGUCAGCUUCCACCGAGCGAACGCCCGGGCCUGUGGGACGAUCGCCGGCUCGCUCAUGGGCUCCGCCGCUUCGGGUGCGGCAGGUAGCGCUAUCCCGCAGUCUUCGCCCCUUGUGCGGCGCGCCCGAAGGCUCUCCGAGGGAGACGCCAGAGACACCGGUGAAGAGGACACGGCAGGAAUAGCUGGUGGCGACCGUAGGGACAGAGAAGGUGGGGUGUCUGCGAAGCAUGUCGACCCGGAGGAGGGAGACGGCGAGGGCCAGCGGGACGGGCGGCGGAGCGGCGAGGCCGCGGAGCCGAAGCGGAAGGUCGGUGGAGGCGGGAAGAAAGAGUGGAAGAAGGGGGUUCGAGCAGACACCAGGGAGAAGAAGGCUGCAAACGCGUCUGUCUCCCCGAAAGGGGCAAGGGAGAAAGGCAGAACUCCGACCGGGGGACGGGCUGCCGGGCCGCGCGAGAUGCCUUCCACAGGAAAAGAAAAUGUUGCAUCUUGGGCUGGUGUUGAAGCGUGAAAAGGCAGGCAGGCGCUCUUCGGAGAAACUAGCGAGAGUGUCGAACGAAAAACCCGUGUCUGUGGCUUCGUGAGCAGAUCGUGGCUCAGAGAAACCGUGGCCACAGCUGCCCAUA